Molecule: messenger RNA, 1836 nt
Organism: Sporothrix brasiliensis 5110
Lineage: Eukaryota; Fungi; Ascomycota; Sordariomycetes; Ophiostomatales; Ophiostomataceae
Exons: 2
Coding region: 1-1836 (611 amino acids)
Source: RefSeq, a predicted model, not a curated record
AUGUCGAAAAUCUACGAGAUCGACCCCGAGGCCGACACGCUUGUUGUUGUGCACCCGCUGGCCGAGUCCUUUGCGCCGUGGCCCGAGCACGACAACAAAAGCACGACGAUCCCGACCAAGCACCUGACCAACGGCUACCGUAAUGGUGUUGUUGUGCCCGUACCUGUGCCUGCUGGUGUGCGCAUCAAAGUCUCGUCCAAGCAUCUAAGCCUGGCAUCGCCGCGUUUCCGCGACAUCCUUGCCCAGAAGACGGCUGUGGCCGCGAACACCAAUGGCAGCGGGAAGCAAUCCAACGGCGUUACGACGCCGCCGGCCAGCCCGAACUCGCUGUGGCGCAAGCAAGCGGCCACAACCACCGCCACCGACGAGUCGGAUGGCCGCAUCCACAUUGUUCUUGACGGCCUCGAUGCCGACGCCACGACGACUGUGCUGAACAUUGUGCACGGCCGCGGCGGCAAGGACCGUGUGCCCAAGACUGUGUCGCUGGAGGCGCUGGCACGCAUUGCCGUGGUAGUCGACAAGCUCAAGCUGCAGGACGCCGUUGAGAUCUAUGCCGACCGCUGGGUCGACGAGCUCCACAGCAAGAGCGCACCGUCCAGCAAGGACAGCAGCCGCGACCUGGUGCUCUGGAUCUACGUUGCCUACGUCUUCCAGCGCGACAGCAUCUUCAAGGAGGCCACCAAGAUCGCCGCCGCGCAGCUCACGGGCCCGCUGCCCACGCUGCCUAACCUGCCCCUGCGCGCCAAGAUCGCCCACGACAUUGAUGCCCAGCGCCAGGCGGUUAUUGGCCAAGCGCUCGACAUUCUCGAGACGGCCGUCGACAAGCUCGUGCAGGGCGAUCUGGACCAGGAUGAGGAGACCACAGCGACGGACGGCGAAGAGAACAACUCCGACACGUUUUUGCUGGGAACACUGCUGCGUACGCUGCACCGUCACAAGCUCAUCUGGCCCCGCCCCCCCUCGCCGUAUGCCGGCGUGUCGAUUGCGGCCAUCAGUCACGUGGCACACGACGUGCAGACUCGGGCGUGGCGGACGGCGUUCCGGAUCGGCGACUCAACCCGCAACAACCGCACAAACAACCAGCUUCUCCUAGCGCCGCAGCUUGACAACCUGCGCGCGGGUGUGGUCGGCCUGGCGCUGAAAAGCGACCUCGGCUACAACCUAUAUUAUGGAGUGGUCGUCGUCGUGCACCGAGAGCGGGAGCGAGCAUUCGAAGGCUCUGAGCCCGGACUGGAGGUGAUCAGGCAGGACGACAGAGACGUUGAAGGGGCGGCAGAUAUUGCAGCCGAACUGGCCACAGAACUGGCUACAGACGAUGACAAUAGCACCGGCGGUGAAGCUGAACACGCUGACGAUGAUGACAUGGACAGUGGCGACGUCAAUGACGGUGCCAACAGUGACGAGAUCGGUUCGGUUGAUGCGGCCGACGAGGUCAAUGAGCGCAACGAAGAUAUGGACGACUACGUCUCAGAGGCAGAUUCAGAAGCUGAUGCGACGCUGGUGGGCGACGGCAGCUUUGAGCAGCGGCAGGUGCAGGCGCUGUAUGAAAUGCCGUCAGAUGCGACCGACAAGCGGCGGCUUGUGGAGCCAUUGGGGAGAGACGAGCUGCUCUUGCCAUGCGAGACGGCUCACGACACGGUCGUGCUGCCGGCGCGCUUGGUCCUGGACUCGAAGCUCGACACGACUCUGGACCGCGUUCUGGUGUCGCUGAGUCUGUGCGCAAGUUUGGCGGUGAUGGAGUGGGUGCCGCAGCUGCUGCACCCCGGAUCGAUGAAGCAUUGGGGCCGGCGGACGGCGGUGUUCCUUUUGCUGGUUUGGCUACCGGCUGUACAUUAG